ACAUUUUGACCUAUUAUUGCUGCAAUUAUUGCUGCUGUAGCGGCAGUUCGCCUUCAAACUAAGAUUUUUGUCAUCAUUUCGGCUUGUAUUGUUCCUAAUCUGACUUUUUUCACUUUUACUUUGGAACAGAGCACUUUAAAAGCGCUUAAAUUUCAGCAACCCCGCGUCCCACCGACCGGCACUUCCGGGGUGAUUAAAGACAUUUCGUUUAAUUGUAAGUAUUUGAUCAAAAGCGUUUUUUCGUCUCAUAUAAAUAAUAAAUCGGCCAUGAAACGCCACGUCCUAUUUUCGGAGGAAAAAAUAUGAUGCUUUCUUACAAGCAUCGCUGUUUAACCUGCAAAAAGUCACAAAGCAGUGUUAAACGGCGCGCCGUCACCUCUGUGCUGAAGAUGUUUUCUUCAUGACCUUACAGACCGAGGAGGUGACCCUGCCCAAAGCUUUGCAUGCUGAUUUCCAUGUGUUCCAUUCAUGCCAGUAAAUGUGUUUAGACCCUCCAGAGCCACACAGAGUCAGAGAGUGAAGGAGACUCCAUGCAGAGGACACUGCUGUCAGAGAUGGCCAUAAAGUGAGUCCCCGAUUAUUAAUGAUUCCGUCCGCAGCCUUGUUUUUUAAAUCAUAUUUACAGCUAAUGCGCUUGAAUGUACUGGUCACGGGGGAAUUUCGGGGGUUCUUUCAGGAUUUAAAGUUACAGGAUUAUUGUUGGCGGAAAGCGAUCGGAUUGAAAAGCUAGGAUUCUGUAAUCAAUGUAUUUGAAAUCAGCUUCACCGGUGAAGGAUCUCCAUGUAAUUUUCAAGGGUAGAUUUUGUUGCUUUUCUCAGGAACCCGUGGACGACGUGGACUCUUGGGGCGAGUCCAUCGAGAAGCUUCUGUCCUGCAAAGCGGGACAGGCGGCUUUCCAGGACUUCCUAAAGUCGGAAUACAGUGAGGAAAAUAUUCUGUUCUGGCUGGCAUGUGAGGAAUACAAGAAGAUCUCGAGCGCACCGGAGAUGAUCAGCAGGGCGAACCAAAUCUACACGGAGUUUGUGCAAACAGAAGCACCCAGACAGGUCAACAUUGAUUCUGGGACCCGCACAAAUAUAACAAACAACAUCUCGGAGCCGAACCUGAGCUCAUUUGAUACGGCACAGAAGAUGAUCUUCAGUCUAAUGGCGAGAGACUGCUAUCCCAGGUUUCUGAAGUCUGACGUCUACCAGUCCAUUCUGCAAAAGCAUGGAAAGAGCUGACUUCAUAAUGACUAAUUAUUAGUGUACAUCAAGUUUAACUAUUGUGAGUAAAUGUUUUUUUUUUUUUAGUUUUUAAUUUUAUAUUUGGUAAACAUGACCUUUUUAGUUUUUGGACUUUGGAUAGCUCAUCGGUUUUCAUCAUUAUGUCGCCGUAUAACGUUUUUUGAAGGAAAAACAUGUUUACAGUGUCGCAUACGAUUUAUUCUGAUUUGUUGUUCUUUUGUUUUUAUUUUUCCUGCUCACUGAAAAUUCGACCAAUUAACUGCAACUCGUUUUAAAAUUAUAACAGGAAAAAAUUAUGCAUCAAAAAUCAUUCCCUAUGGGAUUAAAAGGAUCUGUUAUGGGCCUGAACGAUUUCAGUAACUUCCUGUUUAUCAACAUACUGUUGAGAAAUCAAGAAUAAUAUGAAAAUGAGAAUCUGAAUGCUGCUUUUUUAACUUGUACAGCCAAUACGACUAACAGUUCAUUUCUACAAAAGUGCAACCUAUCGGUCAGGCAUUUUUUUUAAACAUUUCUUUUCGCUAUGAUGAUAAUGAUGUAAUUUUUUUUUAUUGUUAAAAAAACAUUACCGCUUAGGUUUUCUUAUGAUUGAUGUUAUGACCGUCAGGAGGAAAUUUGUAAAAUUAUUUUAAAAAGACUGUUUAAAUAUGACCGUUUUUAUGCAGGAACAGCCUGGAUUGCUUAUUUAAAAGAUG
Messenger RNA from Puntigrus tetrazona (Sumatra barb), 1918 nucleotides. It is a transcript of the gene rgs1, whose product is annotated as regulator of G protein signaling 1. NCBI's taxonomy places the organism in Eukaryota, Metazoa, Chordata, Actinopteri, Cypriniformes, Cyprinidae. The coding region runs from base 744 to 1223 and encodes 159 amino acids. The transcript has 3 exons. The record is from RefSeq and is a predicted model, not a curated record.